Molecule: messenger RNA, 303 nt
Organism: Mesorhabditis belari
Lineage: Eukaryota; Metazoa; Nematoda; Chromadorea; Rhabditida; Rhabditidae
Source: the annotation of a GenBank genome assembly
AUGGAUGGUCGAUUGGACAAGAGAAAAUCCGAUCAGCUUUUCAACGUGCAAAAACUCGAUUCAUCAGUUUACACAAUAUUUGUCCCACCUAGAUGUCCUCUUGAUAUCAUCAUGCUUUGGGGUGUAAAUAAUUCAACAUCGGCUUCAACUGAGUUUUGUCGUGGGGUUAAAAUCCGAAAUUCUCAACGUUACGCAAAUCCAAUUGACUUGAGUUUUGAUGUAGGAAAAUACUCGCUUCACGAACAAAUUUAUUGCGACAGUUUUCCUGUUGAAUAUCUUGUGGAAGUGGGAAAAGGAAGCUUG